This is a messenger RNA of Cylicocyclus nassatus, 622 nucleotides long. Lineage: Eukaryota; Metazoa; Nematoda; Chromadorea; Rhabditida; Strongylidae. The record is from the annotation of a GenBank genome assembly.
GCCUGUACCGCACUUACCCCAACGGACCAAUCGGUAUGCCCUGCUCGGGAGUAUAAGGGUAAACUAUGGCCGCAUCUAAUAAGAGAAAAGCUGCAUCUUCUCCAGUUCCUAAGCAACGGAAAUUCGGAGACAAAAUUACGUUGCAUUGCAACGAUGAGAAGAAAACUCCUAGGAGGAAAACAGCAAAGGGAGGCAAAUCCAAGCUGGCGUCUCGCAAGAGAAAAGUUUCUUCACCAAGCUUGAAAGAGAAUCAGUACGCAGUCGCUUUUAUUCCGGAAUGUGCGCCGACACAUAGCAAUGCAGAUGAUCCCAAUGUAAGCUCUGAGGCUCCGACGAUCUUUGACAAGAAGUUGCAGCUGCCUGAAGUAAGAAUGGUGGGUCGCUUAAAUCCAUUGCGAUGUCAGCCACGCCUCACGGAUGAACCAAUUGACCUUGAAGCCUAUACGAAACGUCAUGAAAAACACGAAAAGGAAGAAAAGCAGAUUUUGAGAAGGGAUCGAAUUUGGCAGAACGAAGUGCGAUAUCGCUCCCGACUACUGCGAUUGCAGCAAACCCCUCCACCAUUUCGUGAUUUUCGCAUUGUUGUCAUGAGAAAGGCUCGUAAUGUAAAAUAAAUCAGAAC